Colletotrichum scovillei is the source of this 1908-nucleotide messenger RNA. RefSeq lists its product as uncharacterized. The record is from RefSeq and is a predicted model, not a curated record. NCBI's taxonomy places the organism in Eukaryota, Fungi, Ascomycota, Sordariomycetes, Glomerellales, Glomerellaceae. The transcript has 2 exons. Gene Ontology annotation, cellular component: plasma membrane; endoplasmic reticulum. Bases 627 to 1490 code for a protein of 287 amino acids.
GCUUCCCGGCAGCCCUGGGAGCGGACCUCUCGACUGCCACUUCCUUGGCGCGUGCGGGUUACAUCCUGACUAAACCUUGCUUCGACUUGGCUGACUUCAAGACAAGGUCUCCUGACCGGAGGAUUUUGUUGUUUCGAAGAUGUUUCCUGCGAUUCCCGACAUCGACGGAACCUUCCAUGGUUCAGUCACUGUGACUAUCCCGCCCGUCCCAUCCGGCAUUGUCCAUCAAUGUUCGUUGGCCGGGAGGGAGGUAUGGGUCCCUACGGCAUCUGAGCUGCAAGUCUUUCACAUCGCCAAGUUCCACUUGUCGGCGGGCUCGGACUUGGAGGUAGCAUCUAUCACACAACGUUGGAGGCGUGAUUUCACAUCAUGGAACCGUCAAGUGGUAUCUUACCGUCAAACUCUUGGGGAGUGGGGAGUUGGAAACAGAAGUAUAAGACGUCCCUUCCAUCCCUCUUUAGCAACUUCAUCUCCAUCACACCAUCACAGGUAUUAAACUCACAAUAUCCACCAACAGGCUUCCGUGGCUUGUAUAACAUCACACUGAUUUCAGUAUUUUACUCUACUGACGUAUUCGUUGCGAAACACCUAUCACUAUCAACUCUCGAUCACAGCAAAACGACACCAUGGGUCUGAUCCUGCAGCGAGCCAACGAGGCACUCGACAUCAAUCCCACCCCAGGGAUUGAGGAGCAACUCAGCGUCAACGGCUCAAAUUGGCUGUGGACUUGUGUAGCCAUCUACUCUGUCUUCUUCCUUGGCGUCUUCGCCCUCUCAUGGAAACCUAGAAGCAACGAAAAGGUCUUCCACUACCUCCUUAGCAUCGCCCUCCUAGUCGGCGCCAUCACAUACUUCUCCAACGCCUCCAACCUCGGCUGGUCCAUCGUGAUCCAGGGCACGACCUCGCGCUCGGGUGCUCCGCGGCAAAUCUUCUUCAACAAGUAUAUCAACUGGGUCGUGGCCUUCCCCAUCGUCAACAUCCUCCUGGGCCUCGUCGCCAACUCGUCCUGGGCCACCAUCGUCUGGCACGUCUUCCUCUCCUGGGUCUGGGUCAUCAGCUACCUCGUCUCGGCCUACACCCCGUCCGUCUACAAGUGGGGCUUCUUCGUCUUCGGCACCGUCGCUUACCUCGUCAUGGCGGCGUCGACUUUUGCCGAGGGCAGCAUCGGGGCGAAGCGCGUGGGUACCCAGGGAGACUACUGGAUCCUCGCCGGGUACUUCAACCUCCUCUGGCUUCUGUACCCGAUCGCGUUUGGUGUCUCCGAGGGCGGCAACACCAUUGGCGUCACGCCUCACUUCAUCUUUUUUGGUGUUCUGGACGUUCUCAUGAUUCCCUGCGGCGCUGUUGUCCUCCUGCUGCUGUCCAGGAAGUGGGACUACAACGCCUUGAACCUCUACUUCACGCAAUACGGCCGCGUUCCCCAGGGUGGACACUUCCCUGAGAAGUCGGCGGCUCCUGCCCCUGCCCCAGCUGCGACCCCUGCUGUCUAAAAUGCCUUUGAGUCUUGGAAACAUUGCGUAUGGUGUCGGAUGACUGAAGCCUCAUCUCGGGAUACAGUUUAUCGACGAUCUGAACAUGACAGGCAAUUUCUGCUUGACGCCAUGCCAUUAUCGGCCUUGAGUAGGCAGUCAACGAGGAAUCAGAAAGAGAAUACGGAAUACAAUCGUUUACACAGGAGCGCCAAAGGGGUAAUCCCUCAUACGAGAAACGCAUAUAAUCCGCAUGGCGUACGGAUAGGAAAUACCCUCACUCGUUUGAUUCCUUCCGCGGAGUUGGAGUAUGUUAACAGAGUUUAUAAUGUAUAAUGCGGUAAUCUGAGCAAAAUUCAUCAGCUGCUAGUACUAGAUAGUCGGGUUGAAUAAUAACGUGAUCUUGAGUCAAUCCUUACUACUCUUCUCUUGAUAGGCC